Molecule: messenger RNA, 690 nt
Organism: Chlorella variabilis
Lineage: Eukaryota; Viridiplantae; Chlorophyta; Trebouxiophyceae; Chlorellales; Chlorellaceae
Exons: 3
Coding region: 1-690 (229 amino acids)
Source: RefSeq, a predicted model, not a curated record
AUGUUCCGUGCGGUCCGGCAGGUGCUGCUGCUGGCAGUGGCGCUGGCCGGGCUCAUCCUGCUGCCGGCGCACCUCAGCGGCGGCCUGCUGGCGGGCCAGCGUGCCUUGCGCGCAGCCGCCAGCUUCAGCAUCUACCUGCUCUUCUUUGCUAGCGGCACCCUGCGCCGCAUGUUCCGACACGGCCGGCUGGCGUCCCGCCAGCAGGACGCGCAGCGCGGCAGCGGCGGAAGCAGGGCAGCCCUGCUGCUGUUUGCCGCGGUGGCGGUCCCGGCGGGCCACUACGGCGCCUGGUGGUACAGCAGCCUGGCAGCAUCCAGCCCCGGCGCCUUGAGCGGCACGGCGCAGCUGCUCCUGCCGGCCCUUGGGUACGCACUGAUGGAUUUCAACCGGCUGGUGGCGCCCGACAGGCUGGUCACGUGCGGCUGCUAUGCGCACAUCCAGCACCCGCUCUACACCAGCUACAUGAUGCUGUUUGUGGGGCACUGCCUGAGCCUGGGCAGCCCCAUGGCAGCCGGCUUCCUUUGGGCGGCAUGCCUGGCCUACUACCGUUCCAGGACCCGCAUCGAGGAGCGGCUGCUGGAGCAAAGCUUUGGAGAGCAGUAUCGGCAGUACAGGAGCAGCACGGGGCGCUUUGUGCCGCAGCUGGCGGGAUGGAGGCGUGGCAGCCCCAGCCAGGCCAAGCUUGAGUAG